GAGGUGGCCAUUAUGUACAACAGACAGUUGAACUCGGUUCAAGUGGGUUGGUUUGGCAGCUACGACACCUCUGGCUCAACCUACCACAAGUGCACGUUUAUAAAGCGCCCUAAAUGAGCAGGCAAGUGACAAAAAAAAAGCCCCCACAGAGUGCGUUUCAGUUAGCAUCCAACCGGAGCGUGUCUGUCAGCUAACCGGGUAUUAGCAAGUGAUGAGCAGGGGCCUUGUAGAUACACACUUUAAAGUUAAAGACAGGCAAUUUUCUACUUCCAGCACGCCGGAAACACGACAUCUAUGUUGGACCCCCUUGGAUAACCCAAUUUUUCGCGUGUGAGACUUUAUGCUGGCUUGGCACAAGUUGGGGCAGGCGAACUAGCGUACUAGCUAGCACACGGCGUGGAAGUUAGCCGGAGAAGACCGCAAGGCAAGCUCUCUUGAGAUGGGUUUACUCAGUCAAGGGUCGCCGCUGAACUGGGAAGAAACAAAGAAGCAUGCCGAUCACAUCAGAGCACACGGCAUCAUCCAGUUUGUCAACAUUUACAACAAGCUGAAGGACCGGCAGAAGGAUGUGCUAAAAUGGGGCGACGAGGUGGAGUACAUGUUGGUGGAAUUGGACAACAAGCAUGAAAAGGUUCGACUAUCGCUGAAUGGCAGCGACGUUCUGGAUACCCUCCAAGGUCAAGGUGAAAAGAUAAACCCUAACCACCCAACACUUUGGAGGCCCGAGUAUGGCAGCUACAUGAUAGAGGGAACGCCAGGCCAGCCAUAUGGCGGAACCAUGUCAGAGUUCAACACUGUGGAGGGCAACAUGGGGAAGAGACGACGAGAGGCUUCCUCUGUUCUCAACCAGAAUGAAAUUCUAUGCACUAUCACCUCAUUUCCAAGGCUGGGUUGCCCUGGUUUUACCAACCCCGAGUAUCCACCAACACCUGUUGAGAGCGGAGUGUCAAAGUCACUGUUUUUCCCAGAUGAAGCCAUCAACAUACACCCAAGAUUCAGCACCCUCACCAGGAACAUACGACAUAGACGAGGAGAGAAAGUUACAAUUAACGUGCCAACAGGCUUAUUUUCAACUUGCUGGGUUUCAGUCUUUAGAGACAAGUGCACCCCAUCUCCAUUUGUGGAAGAAUUUCCUGAAGAUGACGGGGAGUCGGCGAGGGCAGCUCUCCCUGAUCACAUCUACAUGGAUGCCAUGGGCUUUGGGAUGGGCAACUGCUGCCUCCAGGUUACAUUCCAAGCUUGCAGCAUUGAUGAGGCAAGAUAUCUUUAUGACCAACUAGCAACUUUCUGUCCGAUAGUGAUGGCUCUGAGUGCAGCCUCCCCCUUCUACAGAGGCCAUGUGUCAGACAUUGAUUGUCGCUGGGGGGUUAUUUCUGCUUCGGUGGAUGACAGGACACGAGAGGAACGCGGACUCGAGGCUUUAAAAAAUAACAAGUAUAGAAUUUUCAAGUCAAGAUACGACUCCAUCGACAGCUACUUGUCAAAAUGCGGCGAGAAGUACAACGACAUCGAUUUGACGAUAGAUGAGAACAUCUAUCAGCAGCUGCUCGGUGCAGGAAUUGACAAACUGCUGGCUCAGCACAUUGCUCACCUCUUCAUCCGUGAUCCGCUCUGCACCUACGAGGAGAAAUUGAACCAGGACGACGAGAAUGAGUCAGACCACUUUGAGAACCUCCAGUCCACCAACUGGCAGACGAUGAGGUUCAAACCACCCCCUCCCAACUCAGACAUUGGCUGGAGAGUUGAGUUCCGCCCAAUGGAGGUACAGCUAACCGACUUUGAAAACGCUGCUUAUGUUGUAUUCGUCGUCCUGCUGACAAGAGUCAUCUUAUCCUACAAGCUGGACUUCCUCAUCCCCUUGUCCAAGGUGGACGAAAACAUGAAAGUGGCACAGAAAAGGAACGCUGUGCAAGAGGGCAUGUUCUACUUCCGAAAGGACAUCUUCAAAAGCUGCAAUCCGGGCCUCGACAGCGCCUCCUCUGCCCAGAACGGUCUGGAGACAGACUGCACUAACGAGGACUACACACUGAUGAGCAUCGACACCAUCAUCAACGGAAAGGACGGAGUUUUUCAAGGGCUCAUUCCUAUCCUUAACUGCUAUUUGGAGAACAUGGAGGUUGACGUGGACACAAGGUGCACCAUAUUGAACUACCUAAAGCUCAUUAAGAAGCGCGCCUCAGGCGAGCUGAUGACAAUGGCCAAGUGGAUGAGGGACUUUGUGGCCAAGCACCCCGAGUACAAGCAGGACAGCGUUAUAACCGACAAGAUCAACUAUGACUUCAUUGUAAGGUGUGACAAGAUCGCAAAAGGCGAAGAACAAUGCCCGGAGCUCAUUGGGAAGCCAGUCAACAAGUUCAAGUAAGAAAAACUUGGAUAAGACAAACACCAAAUAUGCUGAUUAAAUUAAAAUCCAGUUUUUAGAAGAUGUUUUUUUUUUUUUAAUAAAUAAACACUACAGCAAUGCUAUGUACAUAUACUGUAUCAGAUUUUUAUGAAUGAAAAUUAUUUUAAUAGGAUUAAGACAUGAAGGUUAUGCCAUAGAAAUCGUGUAUUUAUUUUCUCUUAACAUGAAACAUCUCUGUGUGACACUGUAAAAUUACCAAGGUGUUUUGCAUUUGUGUGUGUUUCUCUCCUGUAAAUACUGUACCUCACUGCUCUUUCAAACAUUGACAUGGCGCGCUGUGUUGUGACGUUGCAUCUAUGAGAGCUUUCUUUGCCUUUUGGACAUGAUUUGUUUUGCCCUGCUUUACUCUGCUUGUAAUUGUAGUUGGAGGUGGUGUUGCCUUCAAGGACAGACCGUGUGCAGGAUUAUGCUGCUUCAGAAUAAAUCUGUACAACACU
Nerophis lumbriciformis (worm pipefish) is the source of this 2841-nucleotide messenger RNA. It is a transcript of the gene gclc, whose product is annotated as glutamate-cysteine ligase, catalytic subunit. Gene Ontology annotation, biological process: glutathione biosynthetic process. NCBI's taxonomy places the organism in Eukaryota, Metazoa, Chordata, Actinopteri, Syngnathiformes, Syngnathidae. The record is from RefSeq and is a predicted model, not a curated record. Gene Ontology annotation, cellular component: glutamate-cysteine ligase complex. Gene Ontology annotation, molecular function: glutamate-cysteine ligase activity.